AUGGAGAACCAAACAGUGACAGAGUUCAUCCUUGCAGGCUUCACAGACGUUCGCUGGCUGCAGAUCCUGCUCUUCUUUCUGCUUCUUGUCAUCUAUCUCCUGACCCUGCUGGGGAACCUUGUCAUCAUUGCCAUCACCCUGCUGGACCACCGCCUCCAAACUCCCAUGUAUUUUCUCCUCAGGAACUUCUCAGUCCUGGAGAUUGCCUUGAUCUCCACCUCCAUCCCAAGAGCUCUGUUCAACCUGGCAUCAGGUACCAAGUUGAUAUCUUGGGAAGUGUGUUUUGCCCAAUGCUUUUUCUAUGUCACUGUGGGCACUGCCGAUUUAUUUCUGCUGGCGUCCAUGUCCUUUGAUAGGUAUGUGGCCAUCUGCAAGCCCCUGCAUUAUGCUUCCAUCAUGAGCAAUCAGCUGUGUACCCAGCUGGUGCUGGGCUCCUGGAUUACAAGUUUUCUGUAUGUUAUUGUCCCAUUUAUUCUGCUGGCUCGGUUGCCCUUCUGUGGACCAAACAUCAUUAAUCAUUUCUACUGUGAUAGCAUGCCGGUGGUUAAACUUGCCUGCACAGAUACCCAAAACCUACAGUUCUUUGAUUUCCUUUUGGCCACAGGUAGUGUCCUGGGUACUUUUUCCAUUAACAUCACCUCCUACAUCAAGAUCUUCUCUGCGGUGCUGCGCAUCUCUUCUACCUCUGGAAGGCAGAAAGCUUUCUCCACAUGCAUCUCCCACCUCAUUGUCGUCACCAUCACAUACAGCAGCUGCAUCUUCAUGUACCUCUCUCCCACGGGCAGUGGUAGAAUGGACCUCAGUAAAAUGGUAGCUGUCUUCAAUCAUGUCGUGGGACCUCUGCUUAAUCCCUUUAUCUACAGCCUGAGGAACAAACAAGUCAAAGAGGCCUUGAAAGACACUAUUAGCCAGAUGCUGAAGUUUGUAAAAGGUGCAAAAAUGUAA
Molecule: messenger RNA, 945 nt
Organism: Alligator mississippiensis (American alligator)
Lineage: Eukaryota; Metazoa; Chordata; Crocodylia; Alligatoridae
Product: olfactory receptor 6C75-like
Exons: 1
Coding region: 1-945 (314 amino acids)
Biological process (GO): G protein-coupled receptor signaling pathway
Cellular component (GO): membrane
Molecular function (GO): olfactory receptor activity; G protein-coupled receptor activity
Source: RefSeq, a predicted model, not a curated record